Molecule: messenger RNA, 1371 nt
Organism: Leptosia nina
Lineage: Eukaryota; Metazoa; Arthropoda; Insecta; Lepidoptera; Pieridae
Source: the annotation of a GenBank genome assembly
AUGAAUAAAACCUGCCGAUUAUGCUUAAAUGAAAGCUCCGAAUAUAUGCACGAAAUAUGUGAAGAUUCUGCAUUAACUAAGAACAUAUUUAAAUGUUUUUCAUUUGAGUUAAAAUUUAAGGAUAAUUUACCGAAGAAUGUAUGUUCGUCUUGUUAUAAUAAAAUUGAAGAUAUGAUUUUAUUCCGAGAAAGAAUAAUUGAAAAUGAAAAAAAGUUACUUAGUAAGCUACAAAGUUUAGACCACAAUCAUUUAACAGAGUCAAAGAAAGAAGUUGAGUAUAAUAGUGAAUCAAAUCAAAGCAGUUUAUCUACGUACCACACAUAUGUAAAAAACCUCAACCCUGCAACAGCUUCCUGGGUAUGCAAAGUAAAAAAAGACUUAGUUGAUAUACAAAAGGUAUUAAAUGGACAAAAGUUGAUGUGUCUAAUGUGUUUUAAUAUAUUUGGCUCGCAAAAACGUCUUUUGGACCAUUAUUUCAAUGAAGAAGUUAAAACAUCAGUAGCUGAAUUCAUUCUCGAAAACUCAGACGGUAAAUUUGUUUGUCAGAAGUGUAAAAGACAAUUUAAAACUCGAAAUAAAAUCGUGCAGCACAUUUGUAGUGAGCAUGAUGAGAAAAUGUCAUUUUCGUGUAAACUUUGUGGAAAAAUGUACAAAGAAGUAAUGGCUUUAAUAAACCAUGGCCAGAGAUCUCAUGGUCUGAAAGAGUUUUUCUGUUCAUUUAAAUGUGGGUACAGCACCGGUUAUAUAAAUGGACUGAAGAACCAUGAAAAAUCCCAUACAAGGGAGUAUAAGUAUACUUGUAAGGAGUGUAACAAAGGGUUUAAUGUUAGAACUUGGUACAAAGAACACCAAAACAUACAUAAAGGCAUCAAGGAGUUCAAAUGCAACAUCUGUGGAGCGGCUUUUCAUGUGAAAAGAUAUCUUUCAACACACAAAACAUCAGUUCACCCAGAAUCAUUGACCAAAAAACGCUAUGCUUGUCCGUUUUGUGCGCUGGAGUAUGCCUCAAGAGGACAACUUAAUUUGCAUUUAAAGGAGCAUGGAGUAACAAAUGACUGUCUGUGUGACCAGUGUGGGAAAGUGCUGAAGGAUGUAAAGCGUCUGGCUGCUCAUAAACUUCAGCACAGUACAGCGCGACCAUACAUGUGUGGAAAGUGUAACAAAACAUUCGCAAAGAAAUACAACUGGAAAAUUCAUCAGAACACCCAUACAAAUGAGAAGCUGUACAAGUGUCUUAUUUGUGAAAAGGCAUUUUCACAACAGAGCGCUCUCAACAGACACACAGUGAGCAAACAUCCAAAAGACGAACCGCUGCAGAGAACAAGAAACCAAUUGAGAAAUGUCAACGACCUUCAACCGCCGAAAGAAUAA